AUGCUUCAACAUCAUGCUGCUGCCGAAUUUAAUUAUAAAGGAGCGGCUGUUCCUCUCGAAUAUUCACAACAAAAGGUUUGCCAAGUAGUUGUGGGACUUGCACAAUAUAAACUUCUCUCGGAGAAGAAGAGUAUUUCUGUGAUGGAGCAGGAAUUGAUCCAUACAUGUACAAAUAGUGCUGCAUUCAAUAGAAACCAAACCAUGAUGAACACGUGUCACGAAUUGGUCAUUUCCUUCUUUCCACACGUUCUGAGUGAAAUGAUUGCAGAUCAUUCACCCAAGACAAUUUGCCAAAGACAAGACAGAGGCUACAAGUUGGUCAUGUCACAAGUGAAGGAUGAGAAUAGAACAAAGUAUAUUUGCAAUGUUUGUCAAUUGAUUGUUUAUGAAGUCGAAUUAUUUAUCGCACAAAAUGAGUCCAUGACACAACUCACUCAUAAAUUAGAGGAAGUCUGUACAACUGUACCUACAGCCUAUCAAGCCAUUUGCAUCUACACGGUUCAACAAUACCUUCCAACAUUUAUUGAAGAGGUUGAACAUGAAUUGUCUCCAUUGGUUAGUUGUCAAGAAAUUGGUUACUGCCCAGAGAAUCCAACCGAUAGUAAGAGAAUUGAUCAUUCUCCACCCAUCAAGAUGAAACGAGCAAAUACUGAGAGAAUAGCUUCCAGGUUAAUCUCCAUCAAGUCCAUUCUAAAUAAAUGA
This is a messenger RNA of Naegleria fowleri, 702 nucleotides long. RefSeq lists its product as uncharacterized. Gene Ontology annotation, cellular component: lysosome. The transcript has 3 exons. Gene Ontology annotation, biological process: sphingolipid metabolic process. The coding region runs from base 1 to 702 and encodes 233 amino acids. The record is from RefSeq and is a predicted model, not a curated record. NCBI's taxonomy places the organism in Eukaryota, Heterolobosea, Eutetramitea, Acrasida, Naegleriidae.